UUAAACUCUAUUUCGCCUUGCUUUCUCGUGUGUUACGAGGACCUCUUAUAUUCCAGUUCCACCCAAGAUGGUUAUUUACGCUGCACUUAUUGGUUCCGCCACAAGCUUAGCAUGUAACAACCUGUUCUCUGCGACACUACUAAGUGAUUUCGAGGGAUGAAAUGGAGUUAUAAUAGGAAAAAGAAAGAAAACAAAAGUGAUGAGAUCAUAUAGGACCACUGCCAUGCAUCCAGGUGGGCUGAGGAGGUCUACUUAAGAGACAUUACUUCGAACUCACCAUUAAGUGGGAGCUUUGCAUCAUUUAGUCCCCAGAGCAGAAUACGGAACUUUGCGAUAUAUUUCAAAGUGCUGAGAUGCUUUCAUACGCCAUCUUGACAGCUCUUGCGGUUCUUCCGUUCACGUUUGCAAGUCCUCUUGAACACUCUGCACUGGUUUCUCCGCGAGCUGUGUCGGGAACUUCUACCUUCUAUGGCGGUAACCUCAAUGGCGGAACAUGCUCUUUCACCACCAUGUCGUCUUUGCCCUCUGGAAUCUAUGGCACGGCCUUUUCAGGCUCCGGCUGGAGUAAUGCUGCUAACUGCGGUGCUUGCCUUCAAGUCACCGGGCCGAACGGCAACUCCAUCAAGGUUAUGGUCGUAGACAAAUGUCCUGAGUGCGAGACAGGCCACCUGGACCUCUUCCAAGACGCCUUUGCGAAGCUCGGCUCCAUCUCCGCUGGCAAAAUCGCCACCUCUUAUGCGCCCGUCGCCUGCGGCAUCACCUCCUCGCUCGUCCUGCACAACAAAAGCGGAACCAGCAAGUACUGGUUUAGCAUGCAGGUCGUAAACCACAAUCAACCUGUCUCCAAGCUCGAGGUCUCCACCGACGGCGGCUCCACCUGGCAGGCUACCACGCGGCAGGACUACAACUUCUUUGAGAAGAGCAGCGGCUUUGGCACCGAUACCGUGGCUGUGAGGGUCACCGGCUCCAAUGGCAAGACUGUAGUGGUCAAGAACGUUAGUGUCGCGAGUGGUGUGUCGGUCACAGCUAGUGAAAACUUCUGAGGAUCUGCAAGUUUAUCAAUAUUAAGUGUGGGUGAAACAAGUCGAGACUAUUAAAUUCAAAUAUUUUGCUCAAAUUACAGUUCUAACCAAAAUAAAUGCAGCCAU
Molecule: messenger RNA, 1148 nt
Organism: Truncatella angustata
Lineage: Eukaryota; Fungi; Ascomycota; Sordariomycetes; Amphisphaeriales; Sporocadaceae
Product: RlpA-like double-psi beta-barrel-protein domain-containing protein-containing protein
Exons: 2
Coding region: 354-1043 (229 amino acids)
Source: RefSeq, a predicted model, not a curated record